Molecule: messenger RNA, 5528 nt
Organism: Orbicella faveolata
Lineage: Eukaryota; Metazoa; Cnidaria; Anthozoa; Scleractinia; Merulinidae
Biological process (GO): translation
Cellular component (GO): ribosome
Molecular function (GO): structural constituent of ribosome; metal ion binding; protein binding
Source: RefSeq, a predicted model, not a curated record
AUAAGUUGUGUUUCUUGUCACAUGGCACACGGGUCUGGGAUGGUGACUCCAUUUUGGUAAAGCGAACGAGUUAUAUUAUGAAAGUCAAAGGAAAUACACGUGGUAGAAAGCAGAGAGUACCUCGCGGUCGCGGAAGAGGAAAACGGACAGACUUCCAGAGCACAGACUUGGUUGUAACUGUGUCAAAUGAAGAUAACAGUUCCUCGCGCCUGAAACCUCCGGUUACCGCGAGCCAGCCUCGAAAGAUCGUGCUCAACCGCAAAACUGAAUCCACUGAUUUGGAGAAAGUGACUGUGAAGUCUUUGGACGAAAUUAAACGCGAAAAAGAGCAGAGACAGCUUGGAGGAUCUGCACAUGAGACAACAAGCCACGAUUCAGUGCAAGCUGGCGGGUCUGCUAAAGACAGUGGCGAAGACAGAAAUCUUUUCGACACUUUCAGUAAACCAGCGAAGGUUGAUCCCAGUUGCCGAGGUGAACCAGUUGCCGCCACCCGAUCUGGGUCAGGAUCUGAAGUGUCAAGUACAAGUGGAGUGACAUCAAGACCAGAGCUGAAAAAAUUAUCAAUUCCCUUAAAAGCAUUACCUGCACUGGCACCACACCACAAGAUCUUGCCUGGAAAACAACCGAUCAACGCAGCUAUUCCGAGCCCCGUAGAGACCAGUGAGAUGGAUUUUGAGAGUAGCCUGUCAGAUCAAGAGUUUGAUUACCUAGAUGGUGACGAAGAGUCUGACCUUGCUAGUGACCUUGAUGAAGACUUCGUAUUGAAAGAGGAAACAGAAACAAAGCAAGACCCACAAAUGACAAGAGAAAGGUCUGAAAAUCACCAAGAUGGUAAAGAUGCUAACAUGAAUGACGGUGGUUUCUCUGCUUACGUCGAUUACACCGGUGUACCUCUAGCACAAGAUUAUGCAGAGGAGGAAGAAGAUGAUGUUAUCUCACUGCAUCCAGAUGAUUCGUUGUUAGACGAGGAAGAUGAAUUCAGUAUGAACAGCAACAGACUUGUGCGCCCAAGGAUUUUGGGAAGAAGAUCAGGUAGUGAGUCAAGAGAUUUGAGAAUGAUGAUUACUGACAGACAGAAACAGUCUGAAGAAAGCUCUAGCACCAGUACAACUGCAGUGAGAAGGCCAAGCGAGGAGCCGCAACCUGACAGUGGGGAAAUAAAGAGUCAAGAAAUGGAAAAAGAUGUUGUUAAAGGGGAUAAGUCUGAUAGCACAUACAAAUCAGAAAACUUGUCACAUAAAUUACGUCACAGAGAAAGGGUUUCACCUUGGAGAGGAUCCAGAAGACAGGAAAAUGAAAGGCAUAGAGACAGGGCUCCCCGAGGUCGAAGUGGUGAUGCUGUUUCAAGAAGAGGUAGACAAAGAUUGAGGUCAGGCCCAAGAAGAGAAAGUGGAUCUAAUGUUCCAGUAUCAUCACUGUUAGGGUACCCUCCAGCUUUACCACCGUUAUUUACUCCUGUUGAGGGACUGCUUCCUCUUUCUGGAUUGUCACAGGUGCAAGCUGCUUUAGAAGAAAAAAUUAAGUCAGCUAAGACAAAAAUGCAGAUGACUGUACUACAGAUGCUCACAAACCCACCCCCAGUUCCUGGUGAACAUGUACCCGAGUAUGACCGCCACAGACAGCAACCUCCCACACGACAUGGACCGUAUGGUCCUCGCGAGAGUAAAAGAACAAAUGAACGACAUCCUCCCAAAAGACCUCAAAGGAAUGUACCAGAUGCUAAAAGUAGUAUAGCUCCGCUCAUGCCAGAACAUGUUACACACAAGGAAGAACAUGCUCCAAACAUAGGACAAGUGCCUUCACAGAAGAAGGCAGAACCCAGUGGUGACCUGCCACAUUGGUUGCAAAGAACAAGAAAAGCCGAGCUUACUGAUAAUAAAGACCAACAGGUGAUAAACGAAGCAAAUGUAAAUCAAACCCACCAAGAAAGCACUGUUGUCAAGACAGGAGGAGAAGUAUCGCAGUAUGAAGCCACCGACAAUGCAUAUCGACAUGAGGCUGUGGCACCAGGUUUUCAAAAUGACUGUAACAGCAGUACUGUCAACGAUGUAGAAAAAGCAAGACUUGCAAGAGAAUUACGCUCUUCAACAGACUACAACUCUGAGAUGCAGGCCUUGACAAGUAAACGAAAAAGCCCUUUUUGUGAUGAAGAGAUUCAACAUGGAGCCAAGAUUGUGAUUGCAACGAGCCCUGAAGGAUUGCCACAGCCAGGUCCAGCAAGAGGACUGAAAGUUCAUCCUAAAGGAUACUGUUUUCAACAGCUUGACACAGGGUGCUGUACUGCCAAGUCUUGCAAAUAUAUGCAUCUACCUUACGCAAAGCUUGUUGAGUAUCAGAGAUCAAUGCAGUCAGAGAACACUAACAGUCAAGGCCAUUGUGUCUUGGAAGCACAACCUGAAGACCAAUUGGAGCAAACUGCCACUACUGCACAAGAAAUACAACCUCAAGAAGAAGUUCCUCCAGUGUCUUACCAAUUAGUUACAGAACUGCUGUCACAGAAGAAUUUACGUGCUGCAUGGCAGAUGAUUGAGAAAUUGUGCAGAGCAAACAAGCCUGACUUUGAUAUUUUGAGGCGCACUCUGACAGUUUCUAGUGAACACUUGGAAGAGCCUGACAUUGCUGCCCAGGUUGCAUGUCAGGCAUUUGAUAUGAUUGGUGAAAGGAAUGGACAGCAGCAUCGUCAUGAUUAUACCGUACUUAUCAAGACUCUUUGUCACUCUGGACAAUAUAUCAGAGCUUAUGAGAUGCUUGAUGUCAUGAAAAGGAACAACCACAUGCCAACAUAUGAAGUCUUUCUGGAUUUGGUCCAGGCCUCGGCCAAAGAUCCUGACUGGGCUUUUAAUCUUUUGGGUGAAAUCAAGCAGUCAGGAUUGUUCAAGUCAGGGAUCUGCAGUGAUUUGAUACUUCUUGGCUGUAACAGUGGUGAACACUUUGUUGAGAGGACUUGGUUUCUCUUUCAGGAAGCCUUACAAAGCCAAGUUAAGCUUUCAGCAGCUGCUUUUCAAACUAUGCUCUUGACCUUGUCACAAAGAAAUUACUGGGAGAAGAUAAUGUCAGUGAUAGCAGUCUACCCUGAAGCAGUACCGAUUGAGAUCUUAAACACUGCUAUCUUGACAGCAUCUCAGAAAGCUGAUUGGGUUGAAAUUAUAAUUGAACUGCUUGCCACGGCUCCAGCACAAAAAUUAACUGAACUUGGACCUAAUGUGUGGAACUCAUUUCUGUCCAGCUGCUGUGUGGAACAUGCUAGCAACUUGUUGUAUACUCAAAAGAUCUAUUCUUUGAUGCAACAGAAUGGAAUACCGUUGGAACCCCAGUCUACCAAUAAUUACAUGAGUGCCUUGAGUCAUGCCAACAAUUGGGGUGCAGCCUUAGAGCUCUUUAAUGCAGCUCGUGAAGGUCCCCAAGUCCUUGAACAGCCUCGUGUUUUGGAGAAAGGUCUGAUUGCUCUAACCACUGCUUUGAGAAAGGCUGGUGCCACGGUUGGCAUGCUUACUGUGGUGCACUUCAUGCUGGAGAAUCAUAUCAAGCCUGAUGAUAGUGUCUUACAGUCAGCUGUGGAAAGCCUUGAUAAGGAGAAAAACUAUAAAGGUGUCCAUCAGUUUUUCUGCCAGCUUGAAGCAGCUGAGAUUGUUCCUCCAGUGGUUGUUUAUCGCCAGAUUAUUUCAUCUCUGGAGAACUGGACUGAGAAUCCAACUGCUUCGGUUGAACCUUACAUGGCAAUGCGGCGUGCAUACCCUGCAAAGCAGCCAGAUGCCACUACAAAAGAAGAAGCCAUCAGCAGUGACAAUGACAUGAAUGACCAGCGUGGACAGCCGGUAUGCAAGUACUAUGGAACACCUAGAGGGUGUUUUAGUGCAAACAACUGCACAUUUGUACACCCAGAGGGAGCCGUUUCCUUUCCAGAAGGAUCUACCCAUGGUUCUGGAGGGAGUACUCCUGGUGAAAGCAUCGCUGGAAGCAUUACAGAAAAGAGACCCUCAAACCCAUUUGUUCUGCAAGGACAGGGUGUCCAACCUGGUGACAUUCCUUCAAGCUUAUGUCAAGGAGACUAUCAAAUAAACCAGACGGUAUCAGAUACUUUGCCACAUUUGUCACAAACCAAACCAGCCAACUCCAUACCCUUCACAGAGAUGACAAAUCCAGGCAGUUCCCAAGUGCCAUUUAGAGCUGAAAUUAGCAUAGGUUCUGAAGCAUCUUUUAAAAGUCUAUCAUCCCAAAGCCAGAACCAAGGAAACAUUUGCCACUUUUAUGGUACACGUCAGGGUUGCCGCCAUGGUGAUAAGUGUCGUUUUGUCCACCAUCAAAGUGGUGUUUCCAUGCGGGCAAACNUAGCACUUUUUUUGCAGCAUGCCAGUGAACAUCAGAGCUGGGAAGACCUUGGUUAUGUUUAUGUGAACAUGAAAAAUGAAGAAUUGGAAAUUGACUAUGAUGUGUUGCAAACAUUUUAUCAUGCAUUUGAAGCCAACUGCCCCCAAACUGUAGGAGAAUGUUUUGAAAAGUUUAGCUUAAAAAUACACCAUCACCUGGAGCAAAGAAUGCCAAACCUAGAACCUGACUGUAGUCCUAGUGCUUUGUUAGAUGAUGAUGACAAAUUUUUCCUGGGUCAGUUAGGAGUGGCACUGAUGUACCUAACUUACAGUAAACAGCUCUUUAGUCAGGGCUAUACUGUGUUACAUGUUUUGCAUAAUUUCAGCAUUAACUACUCGUUGUACAGUGGCGAAUUUGGGGUUCAGAAAAGGGCACUGACAACAACUGAGGUGGCACUUACAGCGGCAGACAUCUGUCUUAACAUUAAUGAACCUCUGCACAGCAGUGCGUUAGAAGUACUUCGUGGUACAGACUAUGCUCUUCCAUCUGCUGGGACAAUGUUGACUCCUGAGGAGGCUGAAUGGAGAAGGGGUGUUUUCCUGACUUUGUGUCAGCAUUUUAUAAGUAGAAUGGAAUUUGAUUUAGUAUUUGAACUGCUUGAUAAGGUUGGAGAUAUUGAAGUCUUUGGAAGCACAGAGCUCAAGGCUUUGUAUAAUGCACUUCUUUGUGGUUUGAUCAAGAACAAUCAACUAGAUGAUGCCACAGAAAUCUUCCAAACAAUGGUAGAGAACCGUAUUUCAAGAGAGCCAGAAUCAGUCAGAGCCUUAGUGAAUGGCUUCGGAGAGGCAGGACGUAGCCAAGAAGCCAAGCGCCACUUCAUGAGUGGUGUCUAUUCGGGGGUGUAUCCCCCUAUCUUUAAUCAAGAUAACCCUUGGACAGUUUCAGUUGGUGUCAGCUUUUCAGCACUAGAAAGCCAGUUCUACAUUGAAAAACACUUGAUAUCCCUUCAAGAGUUCAUUGCACAAUGUUCCUCUGGAGAUGGUGUGUUGGAUGACAAUUUGUACAGACCAUUAACAGUUGUUAUUAAGUCAGAUGAGGUGCCCAAUUUAUACACAACUAACAAAUACGUCCCCAAGGAUGAGAUCAUUCAUGCUAUGCGAGAAAAGGUUUGCACUGUCUUGAGUGAUGACUUCAACCCACCCCUCUCUUGUACACGAUAG